Aspergillus candidus is the source of this 1773-nucleotide messenger RNA. Its product is annotated as serine/threonine-protein kinase. Gene Ontology annotation, molecular function: ATP binding; calcium/calmodulin-dependent protein kinase activity. The transcript has 5 exons. The record is from RefSeq and is a predicted model, not a curated record. Gene Ontology annotation, biological process: protein phosphorylation; cellular response to oxidative stress. The coding region runs from base 284 to 1528 and encodes 414 amino acids. Lineage: Eukaryota; Fungi; Ascomycota; Eurotiomycetes; Eurotiales; Aspergillaceae.
UCUCUCUCUCUCUUCUUCCCCUCCUGGUGUUGUCGGAUUUUCUGCUGACAUCCCAUCCACCGGUCUUGUCCCUCUAGAUCUCAACCAUCCUAUCCUCCUCUCCUCCCCUACACCCUCUCCGUCCAUUCUCGAAUUUCUUCUUCUUCUUCUUGCCCCGCCAUCCUCCCCUCCCCUCACGUGCGGGGUCUACCAUCAGCUUCGAGCCCGCCGGCCUGAGCUCACCGCACACUGUGUUAGCUAGAAUUUCCAUUCAGGCCCUACGCUCCGGCGCUACUCCAUCACUAUGAGUUUCUCCAAUAUGUUCAACAAGCUGUCGGGUCAGCCUGAGAGUUACGAGAAGAAAGCGUUGUACAAGUUCGGGCGCACUCUGGGUGCUGGCACCUAUGGGAUUGUCCGCGAGGCCGAUUGCGCGUCCGCCGGAAAGGUCGCCGUGAAGAUCAUCCUGAAGAAGAACGUCCGUGGGCACGAGCAGAUGGUUUACGAUGAAUUGAAGAUGCUGCAGUCGCUCGACCAUACCCACAUCGUCCAUUUCGUGGACUGGUUCGAGUCCAAGGACAAAUUCUACAUUGUUACCCAGCUGGCUACCGGAGGCGAGUUGUUCGACCGGAUCUGCGAGUAUGGCAAGUUCACGGAGAAAGAUGCGUCGCAAACGAUCCGUCAGGUUCUCGACGCGGUCAACUACCUGCACGAGCGGAAUAUCGUCCACCGAGACUUGAAGCCCGAAAACCUGCUUUACUUGACCCCCGAUCCCGACUCCCAACUGGUUCUGGCCGACUUUGGUAUCGCCAAGACGCUCGAGAGCCCGAGUGAAGUUCUGACGAGCAUGGCCGGUUCGUUCGGCUACGCCGCCCCGGAGGUGAUGCUCAAACAGGGCCACGGCAAGGCGGUCGAUAUCUGGUCGCUGGGCGUCAUUACCUACACGUUGCUCUGUGGGUAUUCGCCCUUCCGGUCGGAGAGUCUGACCGACUUGAUCGAAGAAUGCCAGUCCGGCCGGAUCAUCUUCCACGAGCGGUAUUGGCGUGAGGUCUCCCAGGAUGCCAAGGAUUUCAUCCUGUCCAUGCUGCAACUGGAUCCGACCAAGCGGGUGACAUCGGAGGUCGCCCUGAAGCACCCCUGGCUCAUCGGAGAAUCGGCCAGCGACCGCGAUCUGCUGCCCGAGAUUCGCGCUUACACUGCUCGCUCUCGUCUGAAGCGCGGCAUCGAAAUCAUCAAGCUCGCCAACCGCAUCGACGCGCUCAAGAUGCAAGAAGAGGAGGAAGACGACAUCCCCAGCCCCGCGGAUAUGGCCCAGUCGGCGGAGGGGGCGGAGAAGUCCUCCGGCUCGAGUCCCUUCCCGGCAUUCUCGCCCUCCAGCGGCGGUUCUGCCCCCGCGGAAGGUGGAUCGGGCACGACCAAGAAGCGCAGCUUGAGCAAGAUCGCCCGUGGACAGAUCUUCCGCGAGGUGGUGCUCGCCAAGGUGCGUGAGGUGAAGGAGAAUGAGGAGCGAGAGAAGAUGGAGCGGGAGGUCCGUGAGAAGGGGGCCCACUGAUUGUCGACCUUGGCGGUUGAUCUGUGUUCAUUUACCACUUUUUCCCUCCCCUCAUGUUCAAUUCCCCGUGUCCAGCGUCAGCUGGUCUUUCUUGUGAAUAGUAUCGUCAUGAUUCCCCGUUCCUAUUUCCACGGCACACUUUUCUCAUGUCUGCCAUGAUGGCUUGUUCUCGGAGUUGCCUUAACGAUUGAUCAAUGCUUGAUUUUGGACCCAUGUAUGUUCUUUCUCUGUAGCCAAUGUACGAG